This is a messenger RNA of Danio rerio (zebrafish), 1111 nucleotides long. The record is from RefSeq and is a predicted model, not a curated record. NCBI's taxonomy places the organism in Eukaryota, Metazoa, Chordata, Actinopteri, Cypriniformes, Danionidae.
AAACAUUGACUUAUCCAAACCACGGUAAACCUUAAGACUGGUUAUUAGUUAUGUAUUAUAUUUUGGAAUAUACCAAGUUAUUAUUGACAUGUACACUGUGCUAUUCUCACCUGCUCAUUAGGACAGUCUAAUAAAACGUCUGGAUUGGUUAAAAGCUGAGAUCAGAAAAACAGAAGACAUGCUUUCAGAAGAACUAGACUCAAAGAAGGAUUACAAGGAUGGGUGUGAUACUGUUCAGAUGGAUAGAUCAACUAUAGACAGUUAUCCUACUUCAAGCUGCUAUGCUGACAGAAUUUAUAGUCUGACAUCACAGGAACGGUCGGAGGAGGAAGGUUCACUGGAGUUUGUAGAGGUGGAUCCAGAAAAUUCAAACACUCUUGAAGAUGCUCAUCUCACUCCCAGUGCAGAAGCUCAGCAGCAGAGCAGCAGAGCUGAGGCUGCUCUUCCUGCAAAGUUUGUUGAUCUUUCCUUCUGUCCUGAACUGGGAAACAAGCGGCUCAUUUUUUGUCCAGAGAAACGCAGUUUGGCAACACGCCUGGGGCACCAAGGAAGAACUACGCAUGGUCGUUUCGAUGCCUGUCAGUGGAUGGCGAAUCAGGAAUUAGGAGGAGGAUGCUUUUAUUGGGAUGUGGACACAACACACUGCACUGGAUGGGCUGUUGGGGUGGCAUAUUCCAGUCUGAUGCGUAGGGAUAGGUUGGGAAGAACUUCCUCAUCUUGGUGUUUGGAGUGGAGCAGCGGGCAACUGGGUGCUUGGCACAAUGAUUUAAAGACUUCUGUUAAGCAUCGUGUUCCUAGUAAUGUGCGAGUAAUUCUGGACAUGGCUAAAGGAAAGCUGUACUUUCAGAGUUUGUGUGAAAACCUGCUUGAAUUGCACUGUUUUAAGGUCAGUUUUUCUCACCCUGUCAGACCUGUCUUCUGGCUGUAUGGGUUAACACAAAACACCUUAUCCUUUCCUAAACAUUGAAUGUUGGAUAAAGGAUAAUAGAUUGGAAUAGUUUGUAGUAGUUAUGCACUUCAUUAUUUCAGAAUAUUUUGUUGAAAUCAGAAUUAUUAGCCCCUCUUUGAUUUUUUGAUUUUUUUUUUUAAAUUUGCCAAAUUAUGUUUAUUA